Salvia hispanica is the source of this 1164-nucleotide messenger RNA. Its product is annotated as protein FAR1-RELATED SEQUENCE 5-like. Gene Ontology annotation, biological process: regulation of DNA-templated transcription. The record is from RefSeq and is a predicted model, not a curated record. Lineage: Eukaryota; Viridiplantae; Streptophyta; Magnoliopsida; Lamiales; Lamiaceae.
AUGGGGAUUGCUCCGAAGAUGAUCGUUACAGAUCAAGAUUUGGGCAUGAGAUCGGCUAUUGAAGAGAUUCUUGUCGGGACACGCCACAGAUGGUGUAUGUGGCAUAUCAUGCAUAAGUUGGCCAAUAAAGUUCCUGGUCGGUUAUUGAGGGACGGAGAUUUCAAGAAAGAGUUCAAUGCCUGCGUCUGGUCGGAUCUACUUGAACCCGACGAGUUCGAAGAAGAGUGGAAUGGAGUACUUGAACGUUAUGGCCUGGAAGACCAUGGUUGGUUGAAGACAUUGUACGACUACAGGCAAUUAUGGAUACCUGCAUACUUCAGAGAUUUCCCACUUGGGUCGACGAUUAGGACCACCUCGAUAUCUGAGUCGGAAAACAGCUUCUACAAAAACUUUUUGAAGCCACGCAACAAUAUUGCCGAAUUCUACUUGAAUUUCAACCAAGCUUUGGAAUUUCAGCGGGAUAGAAAAACAAAGUUGGACUACCAAGACGCUAAUGCCUUGCCUAUAUUGGCCACUACCUUGCCGUUCAAGAAACAUGCUUCAACGAUGUACACAGAUAGUAUGUUCAAGAAAAUACAAGAGGAAAUUGUUGAGGGUAAUGACAGAUGUCGCGUGUUGGGGUUCUCCUCUGUAGACAUGGUCGACAACUACAAACUUGGAGACAACCUUCGCAAUUCUUACUUUGUUAGACAUGAUAAGAGUGACGAGUCAUACUCCUGCUAUUGCAAACUUUUCGGAAGGCAGGGAUAUCUGUGCAGUCGUAUCUUCUUUUUGUUCAGGAACAAUGAAGUGAAAAAGAUUCCGGAUCAAUACUGCGCAAGUAGAUGGAUGAAGACUCCGUUAGUCAAGGCUGUUCAUGGUCAGUUUGAUGACACUCUACCUACCAAGGCCAUCGUUGAUGAAAGGCCCGAAGUUGUCGAGGUCCAUCCUCCGGAUGUGGUAAAGACGAAGGGGCACGCGAGCAGCUCCGCUAGUCGUCUAAUUUCCAAGAGAGAAAAGGCUAUCAAGGAUGCUACUAGGCCCCUUAGACGGUGUAAGGCAUGCGAUGAGUUGGGCCAUCACGACUCCAGAAAUUGUCCAAUGCUUAAAGAGCUGGAAAAGGAGAAGGAGCAGCGUAAGAAAGAGGAAAUGUUGUUUAUUGAGGUCGAUGUCUUCCUACUGUGA